Messenger RNA from Anopheles arabiensis, 3286 nucleotides. RefSeq lists its product as uncharacterized. The record is from RefSeq and is a predicted model, not a curated record. Gene Ontology annotation, molecular function: monocarboxylic acid transmembrane transporter activity. Bases 1077 to 3188 code for a protein of 703 amino acids. NCBI's taxonomy places the organism in Eukaryota, Metazoa, Arthropoda, Insecta, Diptera, Culicidae. Gene Ontology annotation, biological process: transmembrane transport; monocarboxylic acid transport. The transcript is spliced from 5 exons.
GCUGCUCCAUCUUCCGCUCGGUGCGGUUCUGUCAGGAAACCAGAAGCGGAAAAAGUGGCGUCGUGUGAGCUCAGGUGGAAAAAUCGCCGUAGCUGUUGCGUGCUGCGUGAUGUGUGCGUGUAAGUUAAUUCCAUUCGUUUGGCGUGUUUUAGUUGCGUAGAACCCCGUGCAGGCUGGAUGCUUAUGCGUUAUCGUGAACGGUGCUGGUAGAGCAUUUCCCCCCCAACCCCAUUUGGUAGGAAAUUUGUCAACAAAUACCAAAAAAGGAUAAGCGAUAGCACAUCGGCGGACACGGACACAUUGAAAAUCAGCUGACCGACGUGGAGUUCGCUGCCGGUCGCGAGACAAGGUCUCUUCACCCUCAUUUCGUCGCGGUUUGUCGGCCCGAGCAAGCUGCACUUGAGUUUCAUCUAGUGGGCAGUGAUUCCAGAUCCUGGGCAUUCCAGACCCCCCCCCCUCUGGAUAGUGAGUGUGUGGUGCAGUGGUACACUUGAUUAUGUAAAGCCGAAACGUGUUUGACCACCAGAAGUGUGUGUGUGUGUUUGUGUCCACACAUCGGUCGGUGCAUCAGUGUGAACUAUUAGCCGCUUAAACAAUCACCGGCCGAGAUUAACUCUUUCAAGGGCUGGGCGGAGAAGGCAAAAAGAGGUCACUGACGGCGGCGGCGGCGACGAUGACACUUUUUUUUCGUAAGCCGAGGGCCGCGCGUGACAGUGGCAACAUCAAAUAAUCCAAACCCAGUCUGUGGUUCCGCCUGUGCGUGCGUGUGAUAAUGCAAUUGGGGCCAAAGUGCGCACGAUUUAAGGGUUCGGGCGGAAUCGGAAACGCGAACGUGCGACGAGUGUAGUGUUGGCUGGCAAUGUGUGCUGUACUGUACGCACAAGCAAGGGAAUUACAAACACUACAACUCCAGUGACCAGUGACGAAAUCGGGAGGAAACGAAUCAUAUUGGAAAACGAAACCGAAGGAAAAAAUACGCAAACAAAAUCUCCUCCAUUGUAAUAUGCAGUGCCACGUGAGUUGCAGCGAGUUCGUGCACCGUCUAAUCUACAGAGAUUGCUGCUGCUGAAUCAGCCAUGGCGGAUAGAAACGGAAACAUGAAGGGAUUCCAGCUACAGCAACAGCAGACUCAGCGUACCAAAGCACCCGACGGAGGCUGGGGAUGGAUGGUCGUAUUUGCCUACGGGCUCGCCAACAUUAUGAUCGUGCCGGUGCUGCAAAGUUUUGGGCUAAUCUUCCGCGACACCUUCCGGGAGAUCGACAUUUCGGCCACGAAAGCGUCGAUCAUCAUCAAUUUGGCUUCCGCCGUCGGGAUGGCGCUCGGUUUGUUCAACGGUCCGCUGCUACGACGGUACGGCUUCCGGAAGCUGGCCGUUGCCGGUGGGUUCCUGUUUUCCGCCGGCCUCAUGCUCACCUCCUCGGCCGUACAUUUCGCGCACUUCAUCAUUACGUACAGUAUUAUAUCAUCUCUUGGGAUGGGAUUCUGCAACUCGUCCUUCUCGCUCGCACUAAACACAUACUUCGUGGUGCGCCGUAACAAGGCGGCCGGCAUUGCGAUGACCAUCACCGGGCUCGGGCCGAUACUUCUGCCCCAGUUGGUGUCCCUGCUGCUCACGCUGUACGGUGCCCGGUACUGUCUGCUGAUUAUCGGUGCACUGGCCACCCAUAUCAUUGCUGGCGCGUUGCUCCUCCAGCCCGUUAAGUGGCACACCUUGCCCGCACCGUCGCCGCCACCAGCCGAUCAGCAGGACGCAAUGCUGCCCUGCCCUCCGCUUCCGGAGGUAAAAAUCGUCCCAAUCGAGUCCGGUGCCGAUGACGGCGCCGACGAGGCGAAGGAAGAGGACGAGUUUCUCGAGAAGGGCAGCUACAUCGAUCACGAUCUCGAUGCACAAAGUGUUUACGGGUUCGAGCUGACCUCACAGAUACGGCAGCGGGAAUCGUUCUCUCAACCGCCGGGAGGUUUCAUAACCGCUGCACCCAGAAUUCAGCGAGCGAAAAGUGAAGUUCUUGCACCCGCUCAGCAGUGUGCGUUGGAGACGCGCUCGCUCAAGGUGGAAUCAUCCACCGCCCGCCCGUUACGCUGGUUCCAGUCGGGAUCGGCAGAGAGUGUCCAUCUCGGCAGCUCGCUCACCAUGUGGGACGAUCGUAACUCGUCGCUUACGCUGGCCGAGGAGACGCAAUCGCAGCAGCAGCGACGUCCAUCGCAGCGGCGCUUUUCGAGCUACAUCAAUGUGCGGUUUUCGCCGGUCCCGAAGCGUUGGUUCGAGGGAUCGGCCGACACGGUCAAUCUCGGCAGUUCGAUGAAAAUCUUCGACGAACGGUACGCCGGACCACGGCGCGGUUCCCUCGGUAGCGGCGUUGCACUGGGCGGUGGUGGUGGUAAGCUACCGGCACUCAGCGAAAACCAGGGCCUUACCGAUGAGGCCACCCAUCUGCCGACGAUCGUGCGGCAGCUCGAAAAUACCAAAGUUAACUCACCGCCAAACGAUCCGCCUGCUGCUGGGGGCGGUAAGACGGACGGAUUCUUUGCCAAAUUGGUCCACCUGUUUGACCUGACGCUGCUGCAGGAUAAAGUGUACCUGAACAUGAUGCUGGGCAUGUCGAUAGCGGUGUUUGCGGAGAUUAACUUCUCCCUGCUGACGCCGUUCAUCCUGGGCGAUCUCGGGUACAGCACGGAGCAGAUCGCCUCGAUCAUGUCGACGCUGGCGUUGGCCGAUCUGCUGUUCCGCUUCAUCAGCCCGUUCGUGGGCGACUACCUGAAGCUGACCCCGCGCAUCAUGUACAUGAUAGCGCUGGCGAUGCUGAUCGUGACGCGGUUUAGCAUCCUGCUCGCCCGAUCCUACGACGAGAUGGUGCUCGUAGCGUUCGGGCUGGGCGUCGCCAAGGGCGUGCGAUCGGUGUACAUGAGCCUGGUCAUACCGAGCUACAUACCGCUCAAGCGGUUGCCGUCCGCCUCCAGCAUACAGAUGACCACCAACGGGAUCGUGCUGAUGACGAUCGGGCCGUGCGUGGGGCUGCUGCGCGACUGGACCGGCAGCUACUCGAAGAGUAUCAUUCUCAUCAACGGAUUCACGAUAGUGACGCUGCUCAUGUGGAGCGCCGAGCUGAUCUACGUGCAUCGGUGUCAAAGCCGUGCCAAACAGAAAGUACCUCCCACCGACAAAGGACCGACGAUUGUUGUUUCUUGAUAUUUGCAAGCUACAUCGCGCCGAAAGUGUGUUCUCAACAGUGCUGUAACAAUAAAACUAAAAAAAACCUCUACCUACCGCAGUCAAUCCAAAACAAA